This is a messenger RNA of Lactuca saligna, 926 nucleotides long. The record is from the annotation of a GenBank genome assembly. Lineage: Eukaryota; Viridiplantae; Streptophyta; Magnoliopsida; Asterales; Asteraceae.
AUGAACAGAGAUAUAACAUGGCCCAAAAUUCUUGAGGAGAUGAGCUAUGAAGCAUAUGAUCGGAUUAAUAAGUUGCUGACUGAAAAUCCAGCUCAACGCCUUGGUGCCAUAGGGGCUGUACAGGUAGAGAUGCACCAUUUCUUUAAGAAUAUCCACUGGGACACACUUGCAAGGCAGAAGGCUACAUUCAUACCAUCUGUUGAGACUCUGGACACGAGUUAUUUCAUGAGCCGGUCUAUUUGGAAUCCAGAAGAUGAGCAGGUUGAUGGAGGCAACAAUUUUGAUGAUAUGUCUGAUACAGGCAGCACAUUUGGUGAUAGUUCUUUCGGCAAUAUGCUAGAGGAAGAGGUGAAUGCUCUGUUAUCUUAUUUAGAGAUCGAUAAUCAUGAGGGGUUGGUUAUGGAGCACCUGCCUGGUAGAUACGCAGAGCUGGAUCAGUAUUGGGGGGAGUCGCAAGUCAUGGGGCCCGGGCCAGAUGGUUGGGCUGAUGAAUUUUCCCAAGAACACGGUAGGGACCCGAAUGCUUGGGCUUUAUCCUUUGAGCAACAACAUGGAGCAAACGCAGAUGAUGUCUGUGGUCCGAAUGGCAGGUCUUCAACCUUCAUAAACAAUGGUUGGACACUUACUAGAAAUGGAGAGUCAAUUGGUAGGGAAAUUGUUAAUUUUUCAAAGCAAAACAAAGGGUUGAUUGAACGAGAGAAAAGAAAACACCAACACUCCAUGGCUAAUAAGAAUAAAAAAGAUAAAGAUAUGAGGAAAAAAAGUCUUUGUUUGGCAGCUUGGACAAACUUUGUAGCACCUGAUCGUCCAUGCCAAUCUUGGUAAAACAAAUUUAUAGUGUACUUCUUCCAUUCAUGUUAGUAAUUUCUCAUUAUGAUGUGUUGUUUCUUGUGCAUUUUUAUUUUUAGGAGGUAUUUUACUUUCUU